Molecule: messenger RNA, 1038 nt
Organism: Fusarium proliferatum ET1
Lineage: Eukaryota; Fungi; Ascomycota; Sordariomycetes; Hypocreales; Nectriaceae
Exons: 2
Coding region: 1-1038 (345 amino acids)
Biological process (GO): ubiquitin-dependent protein catabolic process
Cellular component (GO): cytosol
Molecular function (GO): polyubiquitin modification-dependent protein binding
Source: RefSeq, a predicted model, not a curated record
AUGACCGACAAUCCCCAGUCGAGCAGUGAUUCUCAGAUCACCUUCAAAGUGAAGACCGUAUCAGGGAGCACGCUCGAUGUCACCAUGGGCGGUACAGAAACUGUCUCUAACCUCUUGGACAAGGUGGCCAAAAAGUUCCAUGAGGAGAUUUCUGCAAACUCGUCAUGCAUAAUCUUCUCUGGUCAAGUCAUGGAGAACGAUAAAGCUUUGAGCGCCUGCGGGAUCAAGAGCGAUAACACAGUCUUCAUCAUCCGUAACAGCGCUGCCAGCAACCAGCAACCGGAUCCCGCUUCCUGUGUUAAUACCGUCGCAUCAGCACCCAUCUCUGCCAAUGAAGACAUGAUCAACCAGCCCUUUGCCAACUUAAUGGGCACCAUCGACGGCGGCCCUAGCGGCCCUCUUACAGAACUCAGGCGCAGAAAUGGCGGUGAACCCUCCUCUUCGUUCGCGGUAUUGGAGCGGCUUGUCUGGGGCCAUCCUAACUAUACUCAACACGAGCGCGCGGCUCUGCGGGACCCCGUCGUCGUCGAUAACAUGAUCAGUAAAUACUUUAGGCUACCAGACGGUCACGAGGGUAGACAUGUACUACACUUAUUGACGGAAGCUUCCAGUAGUAGCCCUGAUAUAAUAGGCAAAAUGAUAGACGAAGUGUGCAGACUGUUCGACAGUAUGGUUGUAGGGUUCCCCGCCCCUGGAAUCACUGGCACUGCACCUGUGAAUGUAGUCAAUGGAGGAAGUUCGCAGGUCCAACAAGAACAGAAUACUUCUCAGCCAGACUUGGCGGGCAUUCAGGAGGGAAAUGAGGGCGUCCAUGACGUGAUGGAUCCUAUACGAGAGUUGUAUAUGCUUCAAUUCAAAGACAGGGUCGAAGACGUUUACAUGGACCGCUACGCUGAGGGGUUGCGCCGAUUGAAUGAUGUCGGCUUUUGCGACUUUGAACAAAAUAUUGAAGCUCUGAAUCAAGCUGAUGGAUCUGUUGAGGAUGCUAUUGAAUAUCUCACGAGGAAGAAGCUGGAUAAUGUGCCUGAUAGAUCUUAA